Messenger RNA from Aspergillus ibericus CBS 121593, 1062 nucleotides. Its product is annotated as putative DnaJ chaperone (Caj1). NCBI's taxonomy places the organism in Eukaryota, Fungi, Ascomycota, Eurotiomycetes, Eurotiales, Aspergillaceae. The transcript is spliced from 4 exons. Gene Ontology annotation, molecular function: protein folding chaperone; protein-folding chaperone binding. Gene Ontology annotation, cellular component: cytoplasm; nucleus. The record is from RefSeq and is a predicted model, not a curated record. The coding region runs from base 217 to 876 and encodes 219 amino acids.
CGCUCAGGGGCUUCCCGUCUCUGAAGUGCCUCUGAACUUUGAAGAACAAGUCCGAGAACUUAAGAAGCAGAAAGAUCCCGUGCUUGUGGUUGCCUAAGGCAGCAAGAUUCUGUCGACGUCAUGUUCCCCGCGCCGAGUCAUGAUCUGGACUCCAUCAUCUCUUCCUGGUAUUAUCGAUUCCCACGGGUUUACUAUCACCCUUGAAACAACAUAACAAUGACAAGACAACGAGACUACUACAAAGUUCUAGGGGUCUCUUCCAGUGCGACGCAGCAAGAAAUUCGCAACGCAUACAAAAGAGAAUCCUUAAAAUCCCAUCCAGACAGAGUCCCUGUCGACUCCCCGGACAGGCCAGCCCGGACGCGCAAGUUUCAGGAGAUUAACGAUGCCUACUACACGCUAUCGGAUGUCUCACGUCGACGAGAGUAUGACGCGACAAGGAUGGCGGGCGGUGUAGAAGAGGAAGAAGAUGUCCCUCGUGGAGGUGCUGGAGGAUUUCCCUGGUCAGCUUUUGGCUUUGGCACAGAUGACAGUGAGCACCGCGCAUCCGAACAGUUUGGGUCUGUGUUUGAAGAGAUGCUGCGAGAAGAAGGCCUUGCCAGCGAAGACACGGAUGCCGAUGGCCAGACACAUUCACAUCCAACAUCUCGAUUCUGGUCUGUUGUGGGUGGAAUCAGCGGCGGUGCUCUUGGCUUUAUUGUGGCCAAUGCCCCGGGGGCAUUGGCUGGUGCAGUCGCCGGUAACCGGCUUGGAGCGGUUCGAGACGCCAAGGGCAAGAGCGUUUACGAUGUCUUCCUCCAGCUUCCCCGGAGUGACCGUGCACGGCUUUUGAGCGAAUUGGCGGCCAAGGUUUUCCAAACUACCAUGGGCCGUUGAGAUAGCUUUCAAUGGGAGGGAGUUCAAGCUGGUUUGGCGUUUGUUGCUCUACCUGAUAGAGGGCUGAUUGGUCUGUAACUCGCAAUGCUUGGCUUUUAAUUGAAGAACAGUCCGUAGACUGUUUCUAUUUCGGGAUCUUUAAACAUGAACUUAGACAUUGUUAUGGACGAGAUUCAGUACAAUGGA